Molecule: messenger RNA, 2457 nt
Organism: Passer montanus (Eurasian tree sparrow)
Lineage: Eukaryota; Metazoa; Chordata; Aves; Passeriformes; Passeridae
Gene: EMILIN1
Product: elastin microfibril interfacer 1
Exons: 8
Coding region: 146-2407 (753 amino acids)
Molecular function (GO): protein binding; extracellular matrix constituent conferring elasticity
Source: RefSeq, a predicted model, not a curated record
CCGAGGGGCGGCCGGGGGGAGGGCAGAGCCGAGCCGAGCCGUGCCGAGCCGCCCAGAGCCGCGGAGCCGCGACGGGACAGCACAUGCGGUGGUGAGGCGCGCCGGACCGGGCUGAGCGAGCCGAGCGGAGCCGCCCCAGCCCAGCAUGGCACCGUGGCUCUGGCCGUGCCUUCUGGCCGCGCAGGCCCUGGCCGCCAACUUCCCCCCCCGGUACAGCCUCUACACCGGCGGGGCCGCCCCGCUCGCCCCCGGCCCGGCCGCGGCCCACAGCGGUGCCCGGGCCGCCAGCCGGCACAGGAACUGGUGUGCCUACGUGGUGACCCGCAGCGUGAGCUGCGUGGUGGAGGAUGGCGUCGAGAGCUUCAUCAAGCCAGACUACCAGCCCUGCGCCUGGGGGCAGCUCCAGUGCCCCCGAGUCCUGGCGUACCGCAGCUUCCUGCGGCCCCGCUACAAGGUGUCCCAGCGCACGGUGUCCGAGCUGGCCUGGCGCUGCUGCCAGGGCUACUCGGGGCCGGACUGCAGCGAGGGGCCCGCGCCAGCAUCCCCCCAGCCCACCGGCCGCCCCCCGCCCCGGCCCGGCCGCCCCACGCUCUCCGGCUUCGGCAACCCCCUCAGUGGCCUGGGGGGCGAAGGCGGCGGGGACCCGGAGAAGGUGCGGCGGCUGGAGGAGCAGGUGCGGCGGCUGAGCGAGCAGCUGGAGGAGCUGCGGGCCGGGCAGGAGCCGCCGCGGGCGGCUGUGGAGGGGCAGCCCGGGCCCGAGCAGCCGGCGGACGCGGCCGCCCCUGCCGAGGUGCGGGAGGCGCUGAGCCACCUCCAGCGGCGCCUGGAGGAGCUGGAGACCCGCCUGCCCCGCACCGAGGGCGGCCGCGACGGCCCAGGGGCUCCGGGGGGCGCGGGCACGGCGGCGCUGUACGAGCUGGAGCAGCGGCUGCAGGAGCUGUGCGCCGCCUGCACCACCGGCACCGAGGGGCUGCGGCGGCAGGCGGCCGAGGACCGGGAGCGGAUGCGGGCGCUGGAGAAGCUGGUGGGCUCGGUGGACAAGCGCAACAGGGAUGCGGUGGAGUCGGUGCAGAGGCACAUCAGCAGCCUGAGCAGCCGCCUGGCGCCCGCCCCGGCCGCUCCCCCGUCCCCGGACGUGCUCCGCCGCCUGGCCGAGCUGGAGCGGCGGCUGGAGGGGCUGCCGGUGCCGGCCGGGGACACCGAGGGGCUCUGGGAGGACGGGCUGGCCGGGACCCUGGGCGCGCUGGGGGGCGAGGCGCUGGCCGAGGAGCUGGAGCAGCUCCGCAACCGGACCGGGCGGCUGGAGGCGGCCCUGGAGGAGCUGGGCGGUGACCCCUGCGCCCGGCCCUGCGCCUCGCCGCCCCCCCGGGAGCCCGAGCCGCUCCCGCCCGGCCCCGAGGAGCCGGAGGCGCCGCUCGAGGGCUUCGGCGUCUUCGGGGGCCCGUCGCCGUCGGAGCUGCGGGUGCUGCGGGGGCAGCUGACGGCGGCGCUGGCGGCCCUGAGCGGGCUGAACGCCACGGUGGAGGGGCUGCAGGACGCGCUGGAGGAGCAGGACGCCCGGCAGCGCCAGCUGAGCGCCGCCACCGACCGCGUGGUGGCCGAGCUGGACCAGGCGGCGGCGGCGUCGGCGGCGCGACAGGCGGAGAGCGAGGAGCGGCUGGAGAGGGGUGGGUGUGGGGAGGUAGGGCCUUGGCCGGGUGAUGCUGUGGUGUGGGGCACAGGACCGCAGGAGGAUCCCGGCUGUGGGGUUGCAGUGUGUGGGGACAAGGGGACAUCCCGCGUGGGGCACCCCCCUAACGCCCUCCUCCCUGAAGGCCCCCCAGGCCCCCCUGGACCUGCUGGCCCCGUGGGAGAGACUGGCCCUCCUGGCCCUGCUGGGCCCCCGGGCAAGGACGGAGAGCAGGGUCCCGUGGGCCCCCCCGGGCUGCCCGGAGAGAGAGGCGCGGUCGGGGAGCCGGGCUCGGUGCCCCGCGUCGCCUUCUCGGCCGCGCUGAGCUCGCAGCGCUCGGAGCCGGGCACCGUGCCCUUCGACCAGGUGCUGCUCAACGACGGCGGCGCCUACGACCCCGAGACCGGCACGUUCACGGCGCCGGUGCCCGGGCGGUACCUGGUGAGCGCGGUGCUCACGGGGCACCGGGGCGAGGCGCUGGAGGCCGUGCUGUCCCGCUCCGGCCACGGCAUCGCCCGCCUGGACUCGGCCGGGUUCCAGCCCGAGGGGCUGGAGAAGGGCCCGGUGGCGGCGCGGGGCCCGAGCCCCGGGGCGCUCGGCGUGUUCAGCCUGCUGCUGCCGCUGGCGGCCGGCGAGACGCUCUGCGUGGACCUGGUGUCGGGGCGCCUGGCGCACGCCCCCGACGAGCCCCUGACCGCCUUCAGCGCCGCGCUGCUCUACGGCCCCGAGGAGCCCUAGGGCCGCGGGGCACGGCCGGCCCCGCCGGGACCCCCCCCCGCCCCGUUAUU